This is a messenger RNA of Brienomyrus brachyistius, 2105 nucleotides long. RefSeq lists its product as uncharacterized. Bases 73 to 924 code for a protein of 283 amino acids. Gene Ontology annotation, cellular component: membrane. Gene Ontology annotation, biological process: regulation of cell differentiation. The record is from RefSeq and is a predicted model, not a curated record. The transcript has 5 exons. Lineage: Eukaryota; Metazoa; Chordata; Actinopteri; Osteoglossiformes; Mormyridae.
UAACUGAACCAACAGUUUUUCCUGCAGAUCCAUCUCCCAUUUCCUCAUCUCUGAUGGAGACUGGCUGCUAGCAUGAGCGUUUCUGGGAUACACUCUGGUUUUCUCAGAAAGUACGGUGGCUUUAUGUUCAAACAAUGGAAGGAGAGGUACAUCGUGCUGACAGCAGAGGGCGACCUGCUGGUGUGUCGUGAUGUUGGUUCUCCUCCUGACCAGGUGGUGUCACUGCACAGAGGCUGCGAGGCCAUCGUCGAGGGUGGGGAAAUCCUAGACUUGCCUCGAUUGCCCAACGCCGGCCAUAGAGACUGCAGUUUCGCUUUGAUUCUACCCCAGAAAAAGGUUCUGCUGCUAUUGGCAGACAAUCCUAGUGACUGUAGCCACUGGCUGAACGUUAUGAGGAAGGUGAGAGAGUGUCUCUCAUCCCCUCAGUACAACUGCAAACGCCAUCGGGGUUCGACCUCUUGCAUAACGGAUAGAGACCCUUAUCUUGACCGUGUCAAGGACAAAGAGCACUUAAACCCAUGCAAGGAGCCCUUAGAACCUGGGCAGCGUGAUAAAGAUGUUCCUAAGAGCAAAGGAGGCAUGCGGUCUUCACGAGCCCAGAGCAUGAAGACGGCAUCUCCUCAACACUCGGCCAAUUGUUUGCGGCAUGGCACCAGCAGCGACGUGCGCGGCGUGAGGGCCGUAUACCUGCUCAUGGGAGGGGCGACUACAUCGUCAGUGCUCGGCUACCUGGGGACCUGCUCUCCCUGCAUCCAUGAUGCUAGACCUCCUAACCUGCCCUCCGCGGUGGGCUUUUUUGACCUGGGUACGGGGGGCACCUUCCACAACUGCAGCCAGGCUGGCGAACCAGCACACUAUCACAGUUUCAAUUUCGAGGGGAACUUGGACUUUGAUGCCUUUGAUUGUGGGGGAUUUGCAUUCUAGAAGGACCUACAUCAAGGCAUUUAAAGCACAUAAAUAAAUACAUGAAUAAAAUCUCUUUAUACUCUUUGCAAACAUAUACAGUAAAUUUUACCACAUAUUUCUUCAAAUAUUCUAAAAGAUAAUAAUAAUAAUUUGUUUUUGAUAUUAAGAUGUUGUCAGGGUGCGCAGUGAGCAGGCGAGCGAACGGGCAGGCCAGCUGGCUGGAAGCAGGCAAGGAGGUGAAAAUCGGGGAAAACUGGAGAUUUAUUACGGGGAAGGUUAGGGAAACAGCGAGAAAACAUCAAAUGACGCUAACUAACAUCAAUGACGGACAAAAACCAGGGUAAGACACAGGCUGAAAUAGACAAGACUGGGUGAAAAUAAUCAGACACAGCUGGGCAAGAUCGGGGAAGCACACGAGGAUAAUCAGGGGGCGUGGCACCCACGAGGAGUGGACGAGCCGGGCAUGACAGAUGUCACAUAUUUUGUUGUUUGUGCUCUACUGAGCUGACAAUCAGUAUGUCUCCAUCAGAACCUGUUUUUUCACAUCUUGUGUCCUUCUCCUCUAUCGAUUUGUCUUACUCAUGAACUCCUUUAUGCUGAAGUAAAUGCACUGAUCAGUUAUUUAUGAUGUUAGUUUGUUAUUUAUAAAAGAGAUCUGGGCUAUGUAAAGUCUAAGUCCACUAGCAGUUAAGAACAGAGACUGUUCAGGUCAUCACCUUUGUUAGAGAACAUUUCUUCUGUGAUUUCAUAGAAUAACUCUUAAGUCCAGCUCCUUAUCCAGUACACCAUCUGCUAGCAAUAAGGGAAUGCUCAUUUUACGUUUUUUGAUGUUGUCCAGUAUGAUAACCAAAAGCUCACAAGAAAGACGAAACGAGAACUGCACAGUUUAAACUCCAGAUCAGUUAAAUAGCUGUGUGUGUCAUGAGGGUUCAUAUGUUUUUAUCUGGAUGUUUGUGUUUCAGUUGUGUUUUCUGUCAUGUGUUACUUUGCUGUGAUCUCAUGAGAUUAUAGCUGCAUCCUAGGCACAACUUAACUGUUUUUAGUCUCUCAUUCUUAAUACAAGCAAACAUACACUACCUUUAGUGACAGGUAAGGAGCUCCAUGACAGUGAAAGCACCUACUGUGAAGCUGAAAAGACAGUAAAACAGCUAAAACCUGUUAUUUGCCCAAGUAAUACAAAAUAAACUAUUAACAAACAA